Molecule: messenger RNA, 1492 nt
Organism: Dalotia coriaria
Lineage: Eukaryota; Metazoa; Arthropoda; Insecta; Coleoptera; Staphylinidae
Product: protein CNPPD1
Exons: 5
Coding region: 102-1370 (422 amino acids)
Biological process (GO): regulation of cyclin-dependent protein serine/threonine kinase activity
Cellular component (GO): cyclin-dependent protein kinase holoenzyme complex; nucleus
Molecular function (GO): protein kinase binding; cyclin-dependent protein serine/threonine kinase regulator activity
Source: RefSeq, a predicted model, not a curated record
UCUCAUUUGUUAUCCUUCACCUUCUACGCAAAAAACAAGCAUUGAAAAAAUUCGGUGGUAAAAAUAAAUAUCAUCACAGCAGAGCGCAAACAAACACAACGAUGUCCAAAAUAUCCCGUCGAGCCAAGGAGCUCAAGUCGAUGGGAGACCAUGAUCACUUCCUAAAAAGGAUCCAGAAGACACUCUACUACGGCAAACUGCCGACGACCGAUCGCUUAAGCUUACCGGUCACAGAACUAGCUUCAGAAUUGUUUUCUGAACCUCAUACUGGAAGAUCCUUGGACAGGCUGCACUGCAAAGAUGCGGCAUACAUAUCCCGCGAGGCGUGCAUUUCACCGUGCUCAUUUGUUUUGGCUAUGCUGUAUUUAGAAAGACUGAAGGCGUGCAAUCCAGAGUAUUUGCAAUGCGUCGCACCUUCACAGCUAUUUUUGGUAUCAUUGAUGGUUUCCAGUAAAUUCUUAUACGAUUACGGUGAAGAAAGCGGUGUGGUCAUGAGUGAAUGGGCUGAAUCCGGUGGUAUUUCUAUAGAUGAACUUGUAGCUUUAGAACGGGAAUUUUUAAGUUCAAUUCAAUGGGAUAUUUUUGUGAAAGAGGCCACUUUCUGGCAGAAAUUCAACGCGUUGGAGGAAACACUCGCACAGCGCGAGACCAAAAUCCGCGGCCAUUUUACUUACGCUGAAUUAGAAACACUUUCGCGUAUAUUCGAUCUACAAUCGUUGCUCAACGCUCUGGCGACCAUAAUGGCGGUGUUAGUAACAACAUACACCGCUGGUUUGCUCACAAUACUUGCCUCGAUGUACAUCGCCAGCCAAAUUCCCGGCCAUUUACUUAAUCAACCAUCAGCGCCCUCUACAACAUCCACAACAGCAAAUCGUACUUACUUCCCUGCAUUGGUAGAAAACGACACUUCUUCAAUUUACUACCUCGAUGAAACCGAUGAUAACAAAAAGUCAUUGUCAUCAUCCCGAUAUGCUGUGGAUGUAUUACAAACAAGUAUACUACUGGCUUCAAUUCAAAGCGCUGCACCACAAGAAAAUGACUUCCACGAUGAUAUUACAAACAAUAGUAACCGCGAGGAUGUCACCUGGGACUGGUGGAACAGUCCCAGUAUGACAUGGCUGUCGCAUGCUAGCAGACUAGUUGAAACCCUGCGAUUCUUUGCCGCUUCGAAACUGACUCAGGAUAAUUUCAUGGAUAUGUCCAUCGCCAACUCGAAGAAAGUCGAAUUGGUGGAUAAAUUGCACAAGGGGACAAAGAUUCGCAUGCAGGAUUUAUUGGAGAGUUCAUGGCAUACCGAAUGGACGGAUACGAUCAGUGGGUAUUUCCCUUACAAGCACCUGACACAAUUCUUCCAGGAGGUGAAGGCGUAGAAGACUAAAUUUUCAUACGUGCAGACAGCGCAAGACGAUAUUUAUUUUAAUACGCUACGAAAUGUACGAAAUUUUUGGUUUCUUUGAGAAUAAAUAGCUUUUUUUCCGAUUAUUAAAUGAAA